Molecule: messenger RNA, 1698 nt
Organism: Lactuca saligna
Lineage: Eukaryota; Viridiplantae; Streptophyta; Magnoliopsida; Asterales; Asteraceae
Source: the annotation of a GenBank genome assembly
UGACGAAAGGGUCCAGUCCCGCAACUAAACUCGCUAUUUUCACAGGUGUUGCAUUUGUAAACCAAACCCUAGAGACCACUGAUCGCUACUGUAUUCAUCAUCUUCUCAUCAUCGUGAAGCAAUCAUGGGUUCAGAUGCAGAUAUGGAGGAUUAUGGAUUUGAGUACUCUGAGGAGGAACCUGAAGAGCAAGACGUAGACAUUGAAAAUCAAUAUUACAAUUCUAAAGGUUUGGUGGAGACUGAUCCAGAGGGUGCACUUACUGGUUUUGCUGAAGUAGUUCAGAUGGAACCUGAGAAAGCAGAAUGGGGAUUCAAAGCACUAAAACAGACUGUGAAACUUUAUUACCGUUUAGGGAGUGAAAAAUGCAUAAACAAUAUCAUGGAUUUUGUCUCUGGGUCUGCUAGUCAAAACUUUGGUCUUUUACAAGAGUUCUAUCAAACCACUUUGAAAGCACUUGAAGAAGCUAAGAAUGAGAGAUUAUGGUUCAAGACAAAUCUUAAGCUUUGCAAGAUCUGGUUUGACAUGGGUGAAUAUGGUAGAAUGAAUAAGAUUUUGAAGGAGCUUCAUAAAUCUUGUCAAAGGGCAGAUGGGACUGAUGAUCAAAAGAAAGGAACUCAGUUACUGGAAGUGUAUGCCAUUGAGAUUCAAAUGUACACAGAGACUAAGAACAACAAAAAACUCAAGCAAUUGUACCAAAAAGCCCUUACUAUCAAAUCUGCAAUCCCACAUCCUAGAAUCAUGGGAAUAAUACACGAAUGUGGUGGCAAAAUGCAUAUGGCAGAACGCCAAUGGGCAGAAGCAGCUACUGACUUUUUUGAAGCUUUUAAAAACUAUGAUGAAGCAGGGAAUCAAAGGAGAAUACAGUGUCUGAAAUACUUGGUGCUAGCAAACAUGCUGAUGCAAUCUGAGGUCAACCCAUUUGAUGGUCAAGAGGCGAAACCAUACAAAAACGAUCCAGAAAUCUUGGCUAUGACAAACUUAAUCGCAGCAUAUCAACGUAAUGAAAUAUUAGAAUUUGAGAAAAUCCUCAAGAGCAACAGAAGAACAAUCAUGGAUGAUCCUUUUAUCAGAAAUUACAUUGAAGAUCUUCUGAAAAACAUUAGAACCCAAGUGUUACUCAAGCUGAUUAAGCCAUACACUAGGAUCAGGAUCCCCUUCAUAUCCAAGGAGCUAAAUGUGCCAGAGGCUGAUGUGGAACAGCUUUUGGUGUCGCUGAUAUUGGACAACAAAGUGCAGGGUCACAUUGAUCAAGUUAACAGGCUGUUGGAGCGUGGUGACAGGUCAAAGGGAAUGAAGAAAUACACUGCUGUGGAGAAAUGGAACACACAGCUUAGGUCGCUAUAUCAAAGUGUUGGGAAUCGAGUUGGUUGAGAUUGAGGUUUGAAAAAAAAAAUAUAUUGAAUUGUGAUGAGAUUUUGUUUGUUUCCAUCGCGGCAUAUUUUGUCCAUCAUGUCAAAUUGGUAAAGUUUGUAUCUAAAGGAAAAACUCAAGUCAAGUCGAGGAUUAAUGUCUUUUGAUUAUUGAUUGCAUUUGUGCAUUUGGUAUUUGGGCUGUGAGCGUGAGGUAUAUUGACAAUUUUUGGAAACCUUUUCAGACUUUCAUUAUUCAUCAAUCCUAUGGAGGAGUAGGUGAGUUGGUAAAUGAUAAUUCAAUUUACUCAUUGACCAUAUCCAUUAAAUAUAAAGUUAAUAGUUUGC